Molecule: messenger RNA, 1069 nt
Organism: Talpa occidentalis (Iberian mole)
Lineage: Eukaryota; Metazoa; Chordata; Mammalia; Eulipotyphla; Talpidae
Gene: MLEC
Product: malectin
Exons: 5
Coding region: 120-986 (288 amino acids)
Cellular component (GO): membrane
Molecular function (GO): carbohydrate binding
Source: RefSeq, a predicted model, not a curated record
ACAUGUCCCCGGCGGCUGAGUCGGAGCGGCCCGCGCUGCUGUGUCUCUGAGCCCGGGGCGGCCUGGCGGCCGGCCGAGGACGAGGGUCGGCGGAGGCUGCCCCCGCUGUGGUGGCCGCCAUGCUGGGCGCCCGCGCGGCGGAGGGAGCCUUCGUGGCGCUCCUGCGACUGCUGCUGCUGCUGCUGCCGGCGCUCCGGGGUCCGGGGCUCGGCGUGGCCGGCUCGGCGGGGGCCGGGCUGCCCGAGAGCGUCAUCUGGGCCGUCAACGCGGGCGGCGAGGCGCAUGUGGACGUGCACGGGAUCCACUUCCGCAAGGACCCUCUGGAGGGCCGGGUGGGCCGAGCCUCUGACUAUGGCAUGAAACUGCCAAUCCUGCGUUCCAAUCCUGAGGAUCAGAUCCUAUAUCAAACAGAGCGGUACAAUGAGGAGACCUUUGGCUACGAAGUGCCCAUUAAGGAGGAGGGGGACUAUGUGCUGGUGUUGAAAUUUGCCGAGGUCUAUUUUGCACAGUCUCAGCAGAAGGUAUUUGAUGUGCGAUUGAAUGGCCAUGUCGUGGUGAAGGACUUGGAUAUCUUCGAUCGUGUUGGACACAGCACAGCUCAUGAUGAAAUCAUCCCUAUGAGCAUCAGAAAGGGGAAACUGAGUGUCCAGGGAGAGGUUUCCACCUUCACAGGGAAACUCUACAUUGAGUUUGUUAAGGGUUACUAUGACAAUCCCAAAGUCUGCGCACUCUACAUCUUGGCUGGAACCGUGGAUGAUGUACCAAAACUGCAGCCUCAUCCAGGAUUAGAGAAAAAAGAAGAGGAGGAGGAAGAAGAAGAAUAUGAUGAAGGAUCAAAUCUCAAAAGACAAACCAAUAAGAACCGGGUGCAGUCAGGCCCCCGAACGCCCAACCCGUAUGCCUCGGACAACAGCAGCCUCAUGUUUCCCAUCCUGGUGGCCUUUGGAGUCUUCAUUCCAACCCUCUUCUGCCUCUGCCGGUUGUGAGAACAACUUACCAUCCUGAACAGGGUGGAGGGGUGUGGGAAAGAAACCAAACAUGUUGAUUUUGGUUUCUGUAUUUUCACAAU